Acomys russatus (golden spiny mouse) is the source of this 3714-nucleotide messenger RNA. It is a transcript of the gene Cracdl, whose product is annotated as CRACD like. The coding region runs from base 297 to 3551 and encodes 1084 amino acids. Lineage: Eukaryota; Metazoa; Chordata; Mammalia; Rodentia; Muridae. The record is from RefSeq and is a predicted model, not a curated record. The transcript has 10 exons.
AGCACUCUAGACCAACUCCCCAAGGAGUCAGGCCACCCCCACUCCUGGCCCUCCGGAGAAGGAAGUCCGUGUGCUUCUCAGAGAGCUGUAACUGCCCUGUGCCUGCACACCUGCCCAAGGAGCUCCGGAGCGCGACGUGCUUGGCAGACACCUCGCUUCCUCAUGGCUCGGAUGAGUUGCUGGGGGAACGGGGGCAAGAACUCGGGCCCAGUGCCCAGUGGUGUCCCUACAGCCCCUCGCCCCUGGCUGGUGCACAGGGAAGCCCACUCUUCUUCCUGCUGCUAAUUUCCAGAAGGAUGAGAGAGGCAGAGGCUUGCAGUACACUCAAGAAGAUGGCUGCCUUUUACCAGUGCGUCAGGCCUGACCCCAGUGAGCCGGACAUGAUUUCCACAAGGAUGACGGACAUGAAGCUCCGAGAGUCGGCUGAAGGCCUCGGGGAGGACGGCACAGGAAAGAAAAAAUCCAAAUUUAAAACUUUCAAGAAGUUGUUUGGGAAGAAGAAGAGGAAGGAGUCCCCCUCGUCCACAGGAAACACUUCCUGGAAGCAGAAUCCGGCCAAGAGCGAGGUCAUCCCCAUCGAGUCAGGGCCGGUGGGCUAUGACUCUGAAGACGAGCUGGAGGAGUCCAGGGGCACACUGGGCAACCGUGCCCUCUCACACGACAGUAUUUUCUUUCCUGAAUCGGGACAGGACCCUGCUCGGCCUGUGCGGGUGUUUUCCCAAGAAAAUGUGUGUGACCGAAUCAAGGCUCUGCAGUUAAAGAUACAAUGUAAUGUGAAAAUGGGGCCACCGCCUCCAGGAGGCAUUCCUAUCAAGCGGACAGAAGAAACCGGCAUGAGCUCUGAGGAUGAUGGGCUGCCCCGGAGCCCCCCAGAGACGUCCCUGCUGCAUGAUGUGGGUCCAGGCACGAAUAUAAAGAUCCUAGUGUCCUCAUCCGGGCCGCAGUCUCCCGACCACACGAGCAGCAAUGCCCCCGUCUCCUCUCGGACCUUGCUUGUCAGCCAGACACCUUCAGUUGACUUCAGCCAGCCUCCAGAAUUCUCCUCCUGCCUGGAUAACUCUGCCGCUAAACACAAGCUCCUGGUUAAGCCCCGCAAUCAACGGUCAAGCAAAAUGAGGCGCCUGUCUUCGAGGGCACAGUCUGAGUCCCUGAGUGACCUGUCAUGGACUCUGGAGGAGGAAGACUAUGAAGAGAAACCGUCACUCCAGGUCAGCACAGCAGAGAACCCUAGUGCCGGGCAGCGGGAUCUCAUGCUGGGCAGAAGGCCUGAGCUCGGUGGACCUGCAAUCUUGCUGCUCCCUAGCGGGGCCUGUGCCAGGCGUGCUCGCUUACAGCACAGCACAGCAGUCAGCGCGAGCAUGGAGGACGGAGGCUGUCCUGGAGAUGAACCCUCCAGCCGCCCAGCUACGCCAGAGGUCACUGAGCCCAUGGCAGUCUCAGUCCCAUGCUCGGAGUCCGCCUCUCUGCCACGAACAUCCACAUACCAUAUUCCUCACAGUGAAAUCCAGAAGGAAGCGCUGCCCCCUGGGGGCCUGUGUCCCCUAGCGGAGAGCAUGUCCGAGGAGGUUGCUUGUGUUUCUGCAGAUGUGGAAACCCCACCAUCUACUGAUGCCCCUGAGGGGGACAUGGCCCCUUCCAAGGAGGACUCUGCACCUCCUGAGGGAGACACAGCAUUUCCUGAAGGAGACACACUUCCCGGAGGGGAUACUGUCCCUCCUGAGGGAGACACACCACCUCCUGAGGGUGUCAUGGCACCUCCUGAGAGAGGCAUGCCACCUUCCAAGGACGACAUGGCACCUCCAGAGAAAGACACAUCACCUUCCAACAGCGACAUGGCACCUCCGGAGAGGAUCAUGGCACCUCCAGAGAGAGGAAUGUCACCUUUUGAGGGAGACAUGGUGCCUCCUGAGAGGAUCACGGCACUCCCAGAGAGAGACACGUCACCUUCUAAAGGGGAUGUGACGCCAUCCAAAGGGAGCAUGGAGACUCCUAACGGGGACCCAUUACUUCCAAAGAGAGAGACACCACCUCCCGAGACUAUCGCAGACACCAACUUGGAGACACCUUCAGAUACAGAAGGACAGAACCAAAGUGCCCAAAAGGAGGAGGAGUUGACCCUGGUGGUACCCAGGCCUGAGGGAGCGGGCACAGAGUCUUCCACAACCCCUGCCCCGAGCCCUCCGGGACCCAAGAGCUGCCUGAAGCACAAGGCCUCGGUCCUCAGUGGGUCUCCCACAGAGUCUCCUCUGAAAGAGCCCCGUCCCGUAGUUCAGAACAGGGCAGUUGUGCCCCCGGCCCGCCCCAGGCCUGCGCAGCCUGCGAUCUCAGGAGGUCCGGAGAGGACAGCCCAGGCGAGGAAGGGUGAGCGGAGCGCUGAACCCCAGCGCAGCGUUAAGAGGUUCUCCGUGACCUCGAGCAGGGCACGUGCCCGUGCCAGCAGCUCUCGCCAUCUGGAACCCUCUGGGCAUGUUCCCACAGGGGGCCGUGCACCCUUGCUACGGAGCGGCCUUGCCUGGAGGAGUGAGGCAGCUCUUGAUGACCUCCAGGUGCUGCCAGAGCCCCAGGACCAGAAAGCAAUGGGUGGUGACCCUCAAGACUCAGGGGACAUGGGGGCCGGCCAGGCAGGACCAGGCAAGAGCCUCCAGGAUACUGAGCCAUGUGCCUCCUCCGUGCAGGAGCCAGCCCCUGGGGAGGACCAGAACCCUUUCCCAGUCAAGCUGCGGUCCACCUCUCUCUCGCUCAAAUACAGAGAUGCCUCUGCUCAGGAGGCCAAAGCCAUCAAGAGGUACAGCGCCGAAGUCAGGCUGGAGAGAGGAAGCCUUACUCUGUUCCCCAAGGAUGAACAGAGCCAUGCCGGGGCUGCCCCUGCACUGCGAGGUUCCAGGUCCCCCAAUGGGCAAGGCAAAGGGAAGACUAGGUCUCCCGAGCUGCCCGGUACCAAGCCACCCCUACCCAGGAAGCCGCUUCUGCCGAGCCUCACCCUGCCAUACCCACCCACGGGCCUGGAUGCUAGCCCUCAGGAGUCCGAGAGACUCAUAGCAGUCACCCUGCCUCCUGAGCCCCGGAAGGAGAAGGCGCCCCACCAGGGAGCUGAAAAGGGUCAGCCUCCUGCUGCUACAGGCCCUGGGGCUGAUGGGCAAGCCACCCCACCCUGGAUCACCAUGGCCCGGCAGAAGCGAAGAGGACCCCCAGACCUGCCUGUCAGUCAGGAAGAGAAGCCUGGGGCACGGGUCCUGAAGACAGAGACUGGAAAGCAAGCCAAGGAGUCUGUGAAGCAGGGUGACUUUGUCCGAAGUAAAUCUUUCCUGAUGACUCCCGCCAAGCCUGCUGUGACCCCGAGGCAGGGGUCAAAGCUGAGCCUCAAGGAGGGACUGCAGAGAGGGAUCUCACUGUCCCAUCAGAACUUGGCAGCUCAGGCUGCGGCCACGGCAGAGAAGGAGUUGCAUCAGCUGAAGAGAGCCAGCUACGCUAGCACAGAUCAGCCAUCCUGGAUGGAACUUGCCAGAAAGAAAUCGCAAGCUUGGAGUGACAUGCCCCAAAUCAUAAAAUAGAUUGGCAGCCUGCUGAUGAAGGAUGUCCACUGCGUUGAUGGGCCAGUUAGUUUUAAAACUGCCAAUAACUCAUGGCACACAGACUAUGAAACUUAAGAUUGACUUUUAUCAACGAAUUAUGAUGUGCUCCGGGAAGAGAGGGGAGCUGGGUGGAACAGAGAGG